Messenger RNA from Nicotiana tabacum (common tobacco), 1286 nucleotides. Lineage: Eukaryota; Viridiplantae; Streptophyta; Magnoliopsida; Solanales; Solanaceae. The record is from RefSeq and is a predicted model, not a curated record.
AUUUCUAUACUUUAAGGAAGGAUGUAGAGACCGUCUUCGAGCGUGUUGAAGAGAUUAGAGCUGCUGCUGGUCUGAAGCAACUUCAACAUGAUCUUGCAGCUUUAGAAGCAGCAGCAGCUGAUAGCUCUCUCUGGGAUAAUCGUGCUAAAGCUCAGGAAACACUUCAAGCUUUAACUGAUUACAAAGACAAAUUAAAGCUUCUCCAUGACUUCAAGACACAGGCUGAUGAUGCAGAAACAAUUAUUAAGCUCACUGAGGAGAUGGACUCUAUUGACUCAGGGCUUCUUCAGGAGGCUGCUGGUAUCAUAAAGGAAUUGAACAAGGCACUGGAUCGUUAUGAGUUGACUCAACUUCUUUCAGGCCCCUAUGAUAAAGAAGCAGCUGUGGUUACUAUCACAGCUGGUGCAGGGGGCACUGAUGCACAGGAUUGGGCUGAUAUGCUUCUCAGGAUGUAUGUGAGAUGGGGAGAAAAGCAGCGGUAUAAGACGAAAGUUGUUGAGAAGUCUAUGGGAGAAGAAGCUGGGAUCAAGUCAGCCACUAUUGAAAUUGAAGGACGGUAUGCAUAUGGUUACUUGUCAGGGGAGAAAGGAACUCACAGGAUUGUUCGACAGUCUCCUUUCAACUCUAAAGGCCUUCGUCAGACAAGCUUCUCAGGUGUUGAGAUUAUGCCUCUUCUUCCUGAAGACUCAUUGGAUGUUGAAAUUCCUGAAGAAGACUUGGAUAUCAGCUUUACAAGAGCAGGUGGAAAAGGAGGUCAAAAUGUUAACAAGGUUGAGACUGCAGUUCGCAUCACUCAUAUUCCCACUGGUGUAGCUGUUCGCUGUACAGAGGAGAGGUCACAGCUAGCAAAUAAGAUCAAAGCGCUAAGCCGAUUGAAGGCUAAACUGUUGGUGAUUGCUGAGGAGCAAAGGGCAUCUGAAAUAAAGCAAAUAAGAGGAGAUGCAGUGAAGGCUGAAUGGGGACAGCAAAUAAGAAACUAUGUGUUUCAUCCUUACAAGCUAGUGAAAGAUGUAAGGACUGGUUAUGAAACUUCUGACAUCACUUCUGUGAUGGAUGGUGACUUAGAUCCUUUUAUUAAGUCCUACCUUAAGCACAAGUACAGUUUGGCAGCAAACACUAGUGUAGUUAGUUGAUUUUGUUGUACAUUAAAUACACUAUGUAAAAGAAAAGUUGGAAAGAAAAUUCUGUAAAAUAAAACUAGCUAGGCUCCAAACGCAACAUGAUCUUUUAUUUUAUUUUUUUCCAUUUUGGUUUCAAAAGAAGAUUCUUUAUGUUAUUAUAGCUUA